AUGGCUAAUUAUACUUUGUUCUCUUUCAAACCAUUUGAUUUUGAUGGAAUUCAAGGAAAUUAUGAGUCUUUUGAAGACCUAGAGAAAGAGGAAACACUGGCUCUGGAUGAAUAUCAAUUCAACCAUGUUUACUCACCAACACCACAAUUAAUCCUGGAAAUUUCAAAGCUUGCAUGCAUCCAGAUCACCAGAUAUCCUGGAAUUCUCGAACACGACAAGCAAAUUCCACAUCUGCCUCUGUUACCUUUUCUGAGAAAUGAUGGAAGUGGAACAUUGCGCAACAUAAACGCUGAAACUUGUGGUGUUAGCCGCAAAUUAUCAAUAGAAGAAAUCGUAAGGGUGGCUGGAGCAAGACUGCUUUUACAUUGCGAGUGGAUUUCAUCUGCCGGGUGUAAUUCGGUCCAGAGAGUAGUUUUUCAUUUUGCUUUGGCGCUUCGAGAGAGGAUUGCAAAAGAAUCAAGAAGAUCAGUCAAGACAGGGAACGGCGGAUUCAAGCAAAACGACCUCAUCGAUGAAGAGUUGGGCAGUAACCCUUCAUUGCUUGCCUUUUACAGGCAACUUCCUUUUGUGCAAAUAACCCUAUUCGCAGGAAUCCAAGUCAUAAGCGAAAGUGUUGCAUCGGAGCGUAAGGCUCUUGUAGACGGAAAGGGUUUUCCCGUCGAACUUCUUAAGAUAACGGCUGUCGAAUCAAUUGGAAAUGAGAGGAUAGAGGAGACAGACAAGAGGUUAGAAAGUGUUGCUCAAUCCAUGAACCUGCCCUGUUCGUUUAAGUCGAUAAUAUUAUCAGACAUGAAAGAUAUCAAGGAAGAGUUCUUUGAAAUUGAAGAUGAUGAAAUGGUGAUCAUUUUUGCUCCAUUAGUACUGAGAACGAUGAUCUCUAGACCUAGUUGCUUGGAAAACUUCAUGAGAGUGAUCACAAACCUGAAUCCAUCCAUUAUGAUUGUCAUUGAAGUGGAAACAAACCAUAAUUCAGCCUCGUUUGUAAAUCGAUUUAUUGAAUCUCUGUUCUUUUAUUGUGCAUACUUCGAUAGCUUGGAGACUUGCAUGGAACAGCAUGGGGAGGAGAGGAUGAAGAUGGAAACAAUCAUGGGUGGUCAUAUCAGAAACCUUGUAGCAGAGGAGGGUAGAAGAAGGAAAAAUCGAAGUGUCACGAUGGAUGUGUGGAGGGCAUUCUUUGCAAGGUUUAGAAUGGUGGAAAUUGGGUUUAGUCAAUCAUCCCUAAACCAAGCUAGUUUGGUUGCUGAAUGGUUUUCUUGUAAAAAUUAUUGCACAUUGGAUAAGAAUGGGAAAUGUCUAAUUGUUGGGUGGAAGUGA
This is a messenger RNA of Juglans microcarpa x Juglans regia, 1314 nucleotides long. RefSeq names its product DELLA protein RGL1-like. The transcript has 3 exons. The record is from RefSeq and is a predicted model, not a curated record. Gene Ontology annotation, molecular function: sequence-specific DNA binding; DNA-binding transcription factor activity. Lineage: Eukaryota; Viridiplantae; Streptophyta; Magnoliopsida; Fagales; Juglandaceae. Gene Ontology annotation, cellular component: nucleus. Gene Ontology annotation, biological process: regulation of DNA-templated transcription. Bases 1 to 1314 code for a protein of 437 amino acids.